Athalia rosae (coleseed sawfly) is the source of this 1743-nucleotide messenger RNA. Its product is annotated as myrosinase 1-like. Gene Ontology annotation, molecular function: beta-glucosidase activity. NCBI's taxonomy places the organism in Eukaryota, Metazoa, Arthropoda, Insecta, Hymenoptera, Athaliidae. Gene Ontology annotation, biological process: carbohydrate metabolic process. The transcript has 8 exons. Bases 133 to 1692 code for a protein of 519 amino acids. The record is from RefSeq and is a predicted model, not a curated record.
CACGUUCAGUUGCUCAAAGACUCUCGGAGUGAAGGGAAGAGUAGAAAUAUUCGUAUAACCGUUGUGUUCCGUAUCGUGAUUCGAUCGUUAGAUAUUGAAUUAUUCAUAUCCGAAAACGGUGUAGACCUGCUAAUGGAUAUCACAUUCAUCAUGCGGUACUUUUGGAUGAUUACGUUAACCUUCUCCAUGUUCGAAGCAAACGUUCAAUGUCAGACAAACGAUCGCCGAGCUUUUCCCGAUGGUUUCCUACUCGGAGCAGCCUCCGCAUCCUAUCAAGUAGAAGGAGCUUGGAACGUCAACGGGAAAGGUGAAAGCCACUGGGAUUUCAUUACUCACAACCAAUCGGAGCGCAUAUCCGACCGCAGCAACGGAGACAUCGCUUGUGAUUCUUUUAACAAAUACAAAGAAGACGUUCAAUGGAUUAAAAGUAUCGGGUUGGAUCAUUACCGAUUUUCGCUCAGUUGGACGCGUAUACUGCCAAGUGGUUUCAACGAUACCACCAACCCGAAUGGGAUUCGUUACUACAGGGAUUUGCUUGAGGAACUGAAGGUCAUAAAUGUGACAACAGUUGUGACCCUAUAUCACCGGGAUCACCCGCAGGCCCUGGAAAAUUUAGGGGGAUGGAGAAACGAACGGAUGGUACAGUGGUUCGAAGACUACGCAAAAGUGGUCUUCGAUAAUCUCGGUCAUCUGGUCGACAUAUUUAUCCCGAUCAACGAAAUCAACGCACUGUGCGCGGAUGAAUUGAACGAUACUUACAAACCUCGAGGGAAUGGUUUAGAUGACAUGGGAGAAUACGCGUGCAUUCACAAUGGUCUGAAAGCUCACGCAAAAGUUUGGCACUUGUACGACAAAAAUUACCGCGCAACCCAAGGGGGUAUGAUCGGAUUCGUGUCGAGCUCUCGUGGUUGGGUUCCAUCUGAAGGGGUUACCGAAGAAUCUAUUGAUCGAUAUUUUCAAUUCAGAUGCGGUAUCGUCAUGCAUCCCAUUUUCAUCGGAGAUUAUCCGGAAAUUCUAAAGACUAGAAUAGGUAAUAUCAGUAAUCUGGAGAAUUUGCCAGAGUCACGUCUUCCCGAAUUCACCGAUGAGUGGAAAAAUAUAAUCAAGGGAGCAACCGAUUUCUUGGGUCUAAAUCACUACACCUCUCGUCUGCCAAUAUUCGAUACUUCGGAAAAACUUGGUGUCCCAACUUCGGACAGUGGUAUAAUCGAAGCCGUCGAUCCAAAUUGGUCGACCGCAAGUUCACAGUGGCUGACCAUCGUUCCCGAGGGGAUCGGCAACGUGCUGCGUAAAAUCAGAGACGAAUACGAUAACCCGGCGUUAUAUAUUUUCGAAAACGGAUUCUCCGACACCGGUGAGACCGAGGAUUACGCACGGAUCAAAUAUCAUUACGACUACGCGUCGGAGGUGCUGAAGGCGACUGUGCGUGACGGUUGCAACGUAAAAGCCUACACCGUUUGGUCACUUCUGGAUAAUUUCGAAUGGUAUUACGGUUACACCCAACGAUUCGGAAUUCUGAAGGUCGAUUUCGACAGUCCGAAUAGAACGAGAUCGGAAAAACUUUCCACGCAAUGGUUGAGAGAAGUCAUUCGAACGAGAACCCUGAUCGAACCUCCCGCACCGAGCGGUACUCGAAGCGGAUCCUGCGAAUUUAUUCACGAGGAAACUGAAAAACUCGUAGAAAAAUUGUGAAAAUUUACAAGUGAAAAUAAAUUUGAUUUCAAUAAAAAUUUGAGAAACUAA